AUGGAAGCUUUGCUGGAGAAAGAGAAGGCAAAAGUGUUUGUUGACAGAACAACUUCUCUGAGAGACGAAGCAGAACUUGGACCUAAAUGUGUGCUCGUUGGGACUUGGGACACAACACUUGGAGUGCUAAACAUCUCGAAUCGUUUUGAUUCAUCUUUCUGCUGCAAAAUAUUCAGGCGUCUUAAGGCCUAUCCUAAGGGAAAUAAUAUCGAUAAUUAUUUGUCUCUGUUUCUGGCGGUCGCUAAUGCUGAAUAUUUGCAAUUUGGAUGGAAAAGACACGCAAAGGUCUCCUUUACUGUAGUAAAUCAGUUGUCAGAGGAACUCUCACAAGUGAUAGAAUCAAGAGAACACUUGUUUGGUCAGAAGGUUUCGGUCUGGGGUUGUAAACGCAUAAUUAACAAUGGCAAACUUAAGUCCAAAAAUGGUGGGUUUCUGGUGAAUGGAGAAGUCAAGAUUGUUGUAGAGAUAGAUGUUCUUAGUGUUAUUGGCGAAUUAGAUGUGCUAGAGGAAACUGAGGAGGCAACACCCACCCCCCCACCUCUGAAAAAGAAACUCCACCAGCGUGUUUUUGAAAAACACCCAGACGUUGCAUUAGAAGUCCAUCAAAAGAACCCACUUCUGAAAACAGCGUACAUGAAUGUCUUACUCAGCCUGACCGAGACCUUGUGCCGGUCACCUCGGGCAAUCUCAAAGGAUGAUCUGGCUGAUGCGUAUGACUCGGUAACAUCAUUGAAAGAUGUUGGAUUUAAGUUGGAUUGGUUAGAGAAGAAACUGAAUAAAGUGCCAGAAAAGAAGGAGAAAGAGGAAGCUUGUGAGGCACGGAUGCUAGAAAUGGAGAAAGAGUUGAAGUACUUGAAGGCAAAAGUGUUGGCCGCGAGAGCUCCUCGAAAGCGUCUUACGUCCUGUCCCUGGUUAAAUGGUAAGACAUAUUAUUUCUCUGUGCGUCUUGACGUUGUAAAUUCUGAAACUUUGCCUCGUGAAUGGAGAAUACAAGCAAAAUGUCGCCUAACUGUUGUAAAUCAGCUUUCGGAGAAACUCUCCCAAGUGCAAGAGAGAGAAUACUGGUUUAAUCGGAAAAACAACACCUUGUGUUUCCUAGAAAUGCUUCCCCUUUCCAAACUUCAUGACAAAGAUGGUGGGUUUGCUGUGAAUGGAGAAGUCAAGAUUGUUUUGGAGGUAGAGGUUCUUGAAGUUAUUGGCAAUUUAGAUAUAUCAGAGGACGGUGAAGAGAUAACCCAAGAAAUUAUUGAAAGAGUUGAUGUCAAUGGGUUUGAAGUUGUUCCUUCAAAGUUAAUAAAGAUGCAAACUUUGUUGAAUUUUCAACCUAAAGAGAUGGUUAAAAUAGUAAAGGCAAAGAAGAAAGAAGAGCAGAAAGGCGUGGCUCGGGUUCAAGAAUUAGAGGAAGAAGUCAAGGACUUUAACCAGACGUGUUCAGACAUAGAAGCUUUGCUGGAGAAAAAGAAGCAAGAACUGAAGGACUUGAAGCAGAAGUGCUCAGAGAAAGAAGCUCUGCUAGAGAAAGAGAAGGGAAAGGUUUUGGCCGCUAGAACUCCUCCUCUAACGUUGGAUGAUGCUGUCUGA
Arabis nemorensis is the source of this 1581-nucleotide messenger RNA. Lineage: Eukaryota; Viridiplantae; Streptophyta; Magnoliopsida; Brassicales; Brassicaceae. The record is from the annotation of a GenBank genome assembly.